This is a messenger RNA of Alternaria burnsii, 1305 nucleotides long. RefSeq lists its product as uncharacterized. The transcript has 4 exons. The record is from RefSeq and is a predicted model, not a curated record. The coding region runs from base 1 to 1305 and encodes 434 amino acids. NCBI's taxonomy places the organism in Eukaryota, Fungi, Ascomycota, Dothideomycetes, Pleosporales, Pleosporaceae.
AUGACUGCAGUGAACACAAUCGUAGCAGAUGAGGAUAGAAGUGUUGGUAGCGGUGAUGCUUCAUCUUUAGUGCACGUUAGUCCAACUGCGGAGAAUGCCGACCUGUACACAAUGGAUCUCCCAGAGUACACCCAUCUAGCAACGAGUGGAGAAAUAUCGGUAGACGCAGAAGCGACACGAAACGAGAAGACACAAGUUUCAGAUCAGUCACCAGCAUACGAUGCGAGCCCAGGCCAACCUUUACAGCUACAGAUCUCGGAUCGACAGAGUGAAGAACAGAGUCUCAAUGGAGAAUACGAAUACCAUAUACAACAAGAUAUCAGAGGCCAACAAAACUCAUCGGAGAUACGAACAACAGCGGCCCCAGUUCUAACACAUCAUCUUACAGAACCUGUUGCGACUGCCAGCCUCGCUAGCGUACGAGCGUGCAGUAUCCUCAACGACAGACCCGCAGUAUGGCUCGUGAAGAGGAAAAGCAUGGCUUUAUCACCACUCGCCGCGGCAGUGCUUACUAAAGAAGGACUCGUUCAAGCAAAAGACUUGCAGCUAAUCUCUCAAUACGCCGACAUGAAGCGCAAUCCCACCGACCCCGUGUCCGCCGUGUUUUUGACUACCUACGAUGUCGUAAGCGGUAUGAUGCUUGGUCUUGUAGCAGGCCCUAUCGAAUUGGGUAAGCAAACCACACCAAUGUUAAUGCAACACGAAGCAAAACGGAAAGAGAAGCGAGGCGGUAAUAUAGAGUCAUCGGGCUCUGAAAAUACGAGAGACCCAAGCCACGUGGCACGCCAAGUAGCUCUCGGUACCGCCAAAGGCUUUGGGCGCAUUGUCACGACGAGUCUCAAGAGCCCUGCAGUGAUUAUGCAUGGUAUUACACGAGGCUUCCAUAAUCUUCCCAAGGCAUAUGGCGAAGAGGUACGGCAGUAUGAGAACGUGACUGGAUUAAGGAGCGGGUUGGUGGUCAGCAUGAAGAGCUUUGGUUACGGGCUUGGUGACGGGAUAAGAGACCUCAUGGUAAAGCCUAUCGACGGCGCCGAGAAGAACGGUGUAUUAGGUUUCGCUGCUGGAUGUGCAACAGGCAUUGCGAAUGCGGCCUUCAAACCCGCUGCCGGCGCAUGUGGACUUGUUGGGUAUUCGUCGGUUGGCGUUUAUAAAUCAAUUCGCAACAUUGGUUCAGUGAAAAAAGACGACCCAGCAGAACUGGUACGGAGCAUAGGCGAGGCUGAGUAUCAACAAGCGAGUGACGCAGACAAACUGUAUAUCGUGCGUCUGUGGUGUCAGACGCAGAUGCGAGUGCGUAUAGGUUAG